AUGACUAAAAAUGAUAAAAAGUCGCCUAAUUACGGCACCAGACAACCGGUUAAAGAAAGCAAUGAAGACGCUAUUGAUUUAGACGAUCUCUUACCGAAGAUUGGCGAAUUUGGUCUUUACCAGAAGCUUUUGUUAUGGCUCGUGUGCUUGCCAGCAUGUCUACCCUGUGGAUUUUGUGCUUUCAACCAGCUUUUUAUGACAGAUACCCCCGACCACUGGUGCAAGGUUCCCCAAUUGGAAGUAUUGAACUUAACACAACAAGAACGCAAAAUACUGUCUAUACCUAAUCAGAUCAAUAGUAACUCAACAUUUGAGAAGUGUUCUCGAUAUUCAGUGAAUUGGGAAGAAAUAAUUAAAAGUGAGUAUCCAAUAACGGUGAACACAAGUUGGCCUCGUGAGCCCUGUUUGGAUGGUUAUGAAUACGACACGUCUGAAGUUAAAUCGUCAGUUGUAAUUGAUUUUGAUUUAGUGUGCGAAUACGAUGUCUACCCAACUCUUGGUUUGGUGGCUUUAAAUGUUGGCGGACCAAUUGGAGUAUACACCUUUGGAAUAUUAAAUGAUCGCAUUGGUCGGAAAAAGUCAUUCUUCGCAUGCUUGAGUACCUUGCUUUUUGGUAGUCUAUUGACAGCAUUUGCACACCAAUAUUGGACUUGGGUACUGGCGAGAACUAUUGUGGGAUUAACCAUACCAGCUGUCUAUCAAAUACCAUUCAUAAUUUCUUUAGAAUUAGCAGGUCCCAAUUACAGAUCCUUCGUAACCGUCAUGACAUGUAUAUUUUAUACAUUAGGCUUGAUUUUACUCUCAGGGAUAACAUAUUUAUUAAGAGACUGGAGAUCCCUUGCACUGGCGACAUCGGUACCAUUUUUAUUUUAUUACUUUUACUGGUUCGUGUUGCCCGAGUCUCCGCGUUGGUUAUUAAUGAGAGAGCGGCUUGAAGAAGCCAACACUAUCUUAAAAAAUAUCGCAAGAGUGAACAAUAAAGAGUUGCCAGAGGAGUUCACCAUAAAACUUCAAAAAUUAGUACUAGAACAAAAAGAGAAAGGAUGCACAACGACAAAGAAUGCUAGUGUGUUUGCACUUUUCAAGACGCCGAAUAUGAGACUGAAAACGUGUCUUAUAACAUUAAAUUGGUGUGCCUCAGAGAUGGUUUACGUCGGAUUAAGCUAUUACGGUCCGGCUAUCGGAGAUAACCAGUAUAUGAGUUUUUUCUUGUCCUCGGCCGUUGAAAUACCAAGCUACCUUGUAUGCUGGGUUCUGAUGGAUCGAGUUGGAAGAAGAUGGCCGCUCUGUCUUUCGAUGGUUAUUAGUGGAAUAUUCUGCAUUGCUACUGUACUGCUUCCAAAUGAUGCUAUAACAGAAACGCUUAUAUUAUACUUGAUAUCAAAAUGCUUUAUAUCUGCCUCCUUUUUGAUUAUCUAUCCUUACGCCGGAGAAUUAUACCCAACCGAACUAAGAGGCGUUGGAAUCGGAACAUCCGCGUACAUAGGUGGUUUGGGUUUAAUUAUAAUUCCCUUUGUAAAUUAUUUGGGUUCUAGCAACCUAAUUUUGCCUUUAUUGGUAAUGGGAGUUUUAUCAGUUAUUGGCGGAAUAUCGUGUCUUCGUUUACCGGAAACGUUACACACCUCUCUACCACAAACAGCAGAGGAAGGAGAAGAGUUUGGCAAAGAUUGGACCUACCGAGAUUGCUUUGUAUGUGGAGGUCAAAGGCAACCUCUGGAUGCUGAAUCUUACGAAAACUUAGAUCAUUUAGAAUUAACCCAAGCUCCUUUAGUGCUUGACGACGAGGUUCCAGAAAUACCUGGCAGAAGACGAAGUUCAAUGCGAAAACUAGUCCGGCAGUCAAGCGUCGUGGAGACACAAAGAGACAGAGAUGGCAAUAUCAACUUAACUUAUUGGUUUUAAGUUUAAAGAUUUAAGGGCUUAUUACAAUAAAGUAAACGGUCGUUGAAUACUUAUUUGGAUCGAAAUGUAAUUUAAAC
Messenger RNA from Ostrinia furnacalis (Asian corn borer), 1979 nucleotides. RefSeq names its product carcinine transporter. Gene Ontology annotation, biological process: transmembrane transport. NCBI's taxonomy places the organism in Eukaryota, Metazoa, Arthropoda, Insecta, Lepidoptera, Crambidae. Gene Ontology annotation, cellular component: membrane. Bases 1 to 1902 code for a protein of 633 amino acids. Gene Ontology annotation, molecular function: transmembrane transporter activity. The transcript has 8 exons. The record is from RefSeq and is a predicted model, not a curated record.